GUCUUAGAAAAUCUAUUUCCAAAUAUUUAGCAAUAGGCGUUCACCUUGUCUAUCUCCAUACUUUUGUGGCCUUGCACAAAGUUUUUCACGUUCUUGUUGCCAAGUUAACAAGAAGAAAAAACAAACUUACCCACCAUGGCAAUGAUAAAAAAAUGUUUUAUGUUUGUUUGAAUAACAAAUUAUGUUUGUUUGCAGUGUCGUGUUCUUUAUUUGCUUUUGGCAAAAACGUUUAAAUAUGUUGUAUACGAAUGAAGGUAAUUGACUGAACAAACAGACAACGUCGUUUAUCAAACAAAACAUUUGAAAAAAGAAGGCUCGACGAUCCCUCAACAAGAGGACGAAAAGAUAAAUCAAUAAUGUCUCAUAAAGAAUCGCAAAUCACCUUGGUUUUAUUGUUGUUAUUGGCUGGCGUGGUUUUAUCUAGUGAACCAAGCACAACACCUAUUUAUGAAACGAUGGAUCCCAAAGCUCUUCAACAAGCAACAAGUCUAAUGCAGAUUAGAAAUUACCUUAGUUACGCUGUUAACAUGGAUAUUGUCUUUCUGGUGGACGUCAGUUACAAUACAACGCAGUAUCUCACACCAUUGGCAGCAUUGGGAAAACUUGCCACUUCGUGUUUGACAGGCAUGCGUGAAGGUAACAACAAGAUAGCUCUUAUUACCUUUGGAAAUACAUCUAGACUGGAGUAUGGAUUUCGGGAGUGCUUUAAGGAGGGGUGCCUAAAAAAUGUUUCGGACACAGUGAUGGAGAGAUCAGAGGGCCGGAAAAUUGGCAAAGGAUUACGAUACGCAAAACGUUUGCUGAAGAAAGAACAGCGGGACUAUAAAAAGGGAAGUCAUCAAAACCACCCAAGAAAACAAUGCAUUGUAUUAGUCACGUUCGGAGUUGAUGUAAGUGAAAAUGAGUUUCCCAUGGUGCCAAGAAUAUUAGGUAAUGGUAUUGACAUGAUCGUCAUCGGAGUUGGAAAAAACGCUGCUAAAGAUGAGGCGACUCUUAAUAGUAUAACAAAGCCCUAUACGAAACAGUCCAAAAGAAGUGGAAUGAUUCUGGUGACAGAACACUCAGAGUACUUGUUCACUCUACUGGAAAAUGCUGUCAAAUACACCUGCUUCUAGUAGAUUCCAGGAUGAUAGAUAUGUAUAAUUAAGAAGUAUUUAAACAUGCAGACGAAGUAUCUGUAAACAGAUAUUAUUUUAACGAAGAAUCAAGAAAUAUUUGACAAAGUUUACGAACGACUGGCACAAACUGAAGGACUUUAUGAUAACAAAGAGCUCGCAAGAACUGAAAGUCAACGCAGUAGUUUAAUUCUUAUUUUGACUAGUUGUUUGGUUUUUUUAUAAUAUUUUUGUUUGUUAAAUAUUUCUCUUUCUUGUUUAUAUAAUUUUAGUAUUUAUGUGUACUUCACUUUUCCAUAUUGGUGUUACCUCAAUUGUCGAAACAAAAAUGUGACAUACAAGUAGGUUGCCCCGAUAUUAAACGCAACAGAGUUUUUUGCAGAUUAAGUCGAGAUUAAGAAAACGAAAUAAAGAGUUUAAAAAAGUUUUGCUACAUAGUCACCGGAUAUUUAAGAAAGCAUUUGUUGCAGAAAAAAUUUUAUACAAAAACAGUGUUCGCUUAUAACUGGAAAUUUCAUUGUGAAUUCAAUAUAAAACACUAGUAAAAAUGCAUUACAUUGAAUUUUAGCCGCAUGGACCAAAAAGCUCCAGUAUAUAACAGAGUGAUAUUCAAUGAAAAUUUUUCUUAAUUGGGCGAGUUAUCAAUCUUUAUAGCUGGCUUUAUAAGCAUAGUUAUCUUUCAUCACUAUUCUGAAGUUAAAAGGUUUCUAACUUAAAAAUUGUACUUUAAAAGUGAUAAGUUGGUACGUUACUGUCACCAUUUCAUACAAUUUCAUACUGUAACCCUAUUGGAGUGCAUUUUAGCCAAUCUAGGUGGCUGAAGGUAAGUCUUAAACAUAACAGUCCUUUAGUCAAUUAAUACAAAAAAGUUCCAUAUAUUUACAAUUAGGCCUCUAGUAAAAUGGUCCCCAUUCAUAGCACGGCAUUUUUUUUGUUUAAUGAGAAGGAGAAGUUUAUAUCAACCAAAUAGACUUACGCUAUUACUUUACAUUAUUUCUUUAAGUAGCACAAACAGGAGGUUAAGAAAUAAAUAUAACAUUUGGAUUAGAAGUUUUGGUAUUAUUUAUCAUUACCUAAUAUUGUAUAUUUUGCAUUGAUCUUAUGUCGAUAUGUUUAAAAUGAAACAUUUUGGUAUAUAGUUGUUGGUAAUGAAAAUAAGUAAAUUCUGAUUACAUUUUAUGCCACCUGAACUUUGCAGACUCGGCCUUGCUUCCAGUAUCCCAAUAUGACAUCGAUUUUUAACAAAUGUUGAAGUGUUUUGAGUCACGAUUUGUUUAUGAUAAUAUUAGAUGUAAACUUAAUUUGUUGACAUUGACGAGAAUCUUGUAUUGGAGAAAAAUAGCUAAAUAAAAGAAUCCUAAAUUAUCUGUUGAGU
This is a messenger RNA of Hydractinia symbiolongicarpus, 2490 nucleotides long. RefSeq lists its product as uncharacterized. The record is from RefSeq and is a predicted model, not a curated record. The transcript has 4 exons. NCBI's taxonomy places the organism in Eukaryota, Metazoa, Cnidaria, Hydrozoa, Anthoathecata, Hydractiniidae. Bases 357 to 1115 code for a protein of 252 amino acids.